AUGGCAUCUUCUGCACAGCUGGACUUCAACCUUCAGGCUCUUCUGGAGCAACUCAGCCAGGAUGAGUUGAGCAAGUUCAAGUCUCUGAUCAGAAAAAUCUCCCUGGGAAAGGAGCUACAGACAGUCCCCCAGAUGGAGGUAGACAAGGCUAAUGGGAAGCAACUGGUAGAAAUCUUCACCAGCCACUCCUACAGCUACUGGGCAGGGAUGGCAGCCAUCCAGGGCUUUGAAAAGAUGAACGAAACCCAUCUGUCUGAGAGAGCUGAUGAACGUCGUGUGAUGCCCCUACUUUCACCCCUCCGGUGUAGUGAGUUGAUGGCUGAGCUAGAUGUUGCUUUAGCCUUGGUUCUGCCUCUGUUUUACAUGCACAUGUCACUUAACCUUGUUAUAUAUGAAAUAUCUAUAUCACCAGUAUAUUGA
Molecule: messenger RNA, 420 nt
Organism: Macaca mulatta (Rhesus monkey)
Lineage: Eukaryota; Metazoa; Chordata; Mammalia; Primates; Cercopithecidae
Gene: PYDC2
Product: pyrin domain containing 2
Source: RefSeq, marked provisional